This is a messenger RNA of Oxyura jamaicensis (ruddy duck), 981 nucleotides long. It is a transcript of the gene CLDN23, whose product is annotated as claudin 23. Gene Ontology annotation, molecular function: structural molecule activity. NCBI's taxonomy places the organism in Eukaryota, Metazoa, Chordata, Aves, Anseriformes, Anatidae. Gene Ontology annotation, cellular component: bicellular tight junction; plasma membrane. Bases 95 to 796 code for a protein of 233 amino acids. The record is from RefSeq and is a predicted model, not a curated record. The transcript has a single exon. Gene Ontology annotation, biological process: cell adhesion; bicellular tight junction assembly.
UGUCGCGGGGUAACCCCACAGGCACGGAGUCCGCGCUGAUCUCCCUGCCUUCAGCAAGCAGGAGCUGAAUUCGGAGAGCACCCACCCUCCGAGCAUGAGGACGCCGAAGGCAAUGAUCGUGGGCCUGGUGCUGUGCCCCUGCGGGCUCCUGCUGACACUGGUAGGCACCAUGACGCCCAGCUGGAGGCAGGUGAGCCUCGUACCCGAGCAGCCCUCCGACCUCGUCUUGGAGCAGGGCAUCUGGGACCUGUGCAGCGAGAGGCAGAGCAGCCACGACCGCCGCUGCGGGCAGGUAGACGAGCUGGGCUACUUCAAGGAGGUGCCCGUGCAGGUGGCCCGAGGGCUGAUGCCCACCUCGCUGGUGCUCACCCUCCUGGGCUUGGUGGUGGCCACCCUGGGGGUGCGCUGCUGGCAGGAGGAGCCCCGGCACCCGGUGGCUGGGGCAGCAGGGCUCGUGCUGCUCCUCUCGGGGCUGCUGAGCCUCGUACCCGUCUCCUGGUACACCCACGAGCUGUGGGCACUGCCUGCAGCGUCCGGCAGCACGCUGGCUGCGGGUUACAGCUUGGUGCUGAGCUACCUGGGGAGCUGCCUGGAGAUCCUGGGCGGGCUGGCCCUCACCCUCAGUUUCCACCGCUACUGCAAGAAGCGCAGGGCCCCCAAAUACCCCCCCGGCCCUGUGCGGGAGCCUGGGCCACCUUCCACCACCCGUGCCUACAGCAACCCCUGGGACGUGCUAGAGGAUGAGAGAGACGGGCGGCCCUGGAAGAGCACCCUGCCUUGUGACUCCGACCUGUAGCUCCAGCACGGGGUGAGCAGCGGGCACUGCCCUGCCUGGUGCUGAGAAGGGUGCUGGCUCCUGCCUCCCCAGGCUCUAGGGGACCUCAGAACAAGGACCCAGCUUGAAUCUCUGCAGCCUCCUCAAAAGCCUGCCACGCUCCAGGCUUUGUGACUGUGCCAAAGCUGUGCUUUGUGUGCUCCAGG